Selaginella moellendorffii is the source of this 2048-nucleotide messenger RNA. Its product is annotated as 4-alpha-glucanotransferase DPE1, chloroplastic/amyloplastic. The coding region runs from base 56 to 1960 and encodes 634 amino acids. Gene Ontology annotation, molecular function: 4-alpha-glucanotransferase activity. The record is from RefSeq and is a predicted model, not a curated record. NCBI's taxonomy places the organism in Eukaryota, Viridiplantae, Streptophyta, Lycopodiopsida, Selaginellales, Selaginellaceae. The transcript is spliced from 16 exons. Gene Ontology annotation, biological process: carbohydrate metabolic process.
AGGCGCUCUUUUUUCUCUUUUCUCGGGCGAUAGUAGAAUGCUGGCUUGAUUGGCUAUGGCGGCUUCCAUUCGAUGCCCUAGUUUCAAUCCGUCCACAGCUCUUCGCCUGGAAGAAUCGUCGGCAUCGUCAUCCGUGGUCGCGGCGCCAUCGGCCACAGCAAUCCAGGUGAGAUUUCGCCGGAUCCGUCCAGCAGCAGCGGCAUUGAGCAGCAUUUCUUGUUGCGAUCCGGGGAGGUGUAGCUGUAGGGUUUAUAGCGCUUUGCCAGGUUUUUCACAUAGGGAAUGGAUCUCUAGAAAGGAUUUCACGCAUUGGAGCAGCAGACCGUCGAGAAGGAGAAUGGCUUCCAGUGCUCUAUCGCCGGGGGAUGAUUUGCCAGACGAGUAUGAGAAGGAUGAUCCUUCAAAGAAGGCCAUGCCCAGAAGAGCUGGGAUUAUUUUGCAUCCUACUUCAUUGCCUGGACCCCAUGGGAUUGGAGACCUUGGUCCAGACGCUUUUAGAUUUCUCGAUUGGCUCGAGUCUACUGGAUGUCGCAUUUGGCAGGUUCUGCCAUUGGUACCUCCUGGGAGAAAAGCCGGAGAGGAUGGAUCGCCUUACGCUGGACAAGAUGCUAACUGCGGGAAUACUCUUCUGAUCUCGCUGACUGAACUCGUCAAAGAUGGUCUUCUGGAAGAAGAAGAUAUUCCUGAGGCUAUACCUGUCGAGAAAAUUAACUAUGAAGCUGUAGCCGAGCUCAAGGAUCCAUUGAUCCAAAAGGCUGCAAAGAAUUUGGUGCAAAAUGGAGGUUCUUUGAAGAAGGAUCUCGAAACUUUUCGAAAGAGCCCCCAAAUUGCAUCCUGGCUGGAAGAAGCUGCUUUAUUUGCAGCUAUAGAUUCACAUCUCGAUGACGGAGCCUGGUGGCUAUGGCCAGAGCCUCUACGAGAUAGAAACCCUUCGGCACUAGAUAAAGCUCGGAAAGAGCAUAAAGACUUUAUUGACGUUUUUAUUGCGCAACAAUUUUUGUUUCAAAAGCAGUGGCAAGCUUUGCAUACGUACGCAAAUGAAAGAGGAAUCAAGAUUAUUGGCGACAUGCCGAUUUACGUAGGAGGUCAUAGUGCUGAUGUUUGGGUCCAUCGGACACAGUUUAUGAUGGACGAAAAAACAUGCGAACCCGUUCUAGUUAGCGGUGUUCCACCUGACUGUUUUAGUGAAACUGGCCAGCUAUGGGGAAGCCCUUUAUACAACUGGAAAGCGAUGGCAAAAGAUGGCUACAAGUGGUGGGCCUCAAGAAUGAGGCGUGCUUUUGAGCUUUAUGACGAGUUUCGAAUCGAUCACUUCCGUGGGCUUGCAGGAUAUUGGGCAGUUCCUGCUGAUGCUGAAACAGCAAUUGAUGGUCGCUGGAAAAUGGGACCAAGAGUCGAGUUUUUCAACGCUAUAAAGAAAGCCGUGGGGAAAAAGAUUGACAUCAUUGCCGAAGACCUGGGGAUCAUAACCACGGACGUUGUGGAGCUUAGAAAGGCGAUUGAAGCGCCGGGCAUGGUUGUGCUACACUUCGCCUUUGGGAACAACCCAACGAAUCCUCACAUAUUGCACAACCACGAGGUAGACCAAGUUGUUUACCCGGGAACGCACGACAAUGACACAAGUGUUGGAUGGUGGUCUAAAGCGAGCGAAGAAGACAAGGAAAAGGCAAGAAGUUACUUGCGCCUGGAAGACGAGGACGCCGUCUCCUGGGAGCUCAUGAGGGCGGCAUUCUCGUCCGUGGCACGCACGGCAAUCAUCCCAAUGCAAGACGUCUUGAGCCUCGACAGCGAUGCUCGGAUGAACACACCGGCGGUGAAGUCUGGGAACUGGGCAUGGAGGAUCGGCGAGAGCUCCAUCUUUGACGAGCUCACAGAAGAAGGCGAGAGAAUCAGAGGACUUCUUCACGAGUACAACCGGUUGCCGCGCUCGGAAGAAGAGCAUCGUUUGAUUGAAAAAUAAGUUUUUGGUCGUUGGGCCGUUGACCGUUGAACAGGCAUUGACCGGUCAUAGUUUUUGACCAUUUAAUGAUUCAGAGAAUUGGCGCGAA